Messenger RNA from Ilex paraguariensis (yerba mate), 779 nucleotides. Lineage: Eukaryota; Viridiplantae; Streptophyta; Magnoliopsida; Aquifoliales; Aquifoliaceae. The record is from the annotation of a GenBank genome assembly.
CAGUUUUCGGAAACUAACCAAACAUGGCCCGACACUUCUCUCUCUCUCUCGCUCUUGCUCUCUGAUUCACCGAAGCUUCUCUUCCACAAUCACCAUCAAUGGCCACCGCCGCUGACGUCCUCGAAACUCCAACUCUAGACUCCGCCAGACCCAACCUCCUCCAACGAAUCACGGAGCAAGGUGGGUAUUCCUACGUUAGGAUGGCAUCCGUCGCCGUCAGCAACAACGAUUUCCGAGCGGCGGAGGCGGCAAGUGAGAUGGCGUGGGAGCAACUCCACUCUGGGCCGUGGCACUCAGUUCUUCCCAUCUGGAGAGACGCCUACUCAAUGGCGUGCCUCCAAGUGGCGAAGUUCUAUUACUUUAACGGAGACUUUGGAGAAGCCCUCAGGGUUCUUGAUAUGGGUUUAAUCAUGGGAGGAGUGACUCUUCGUAAGGACUUGGAUUCGGCUGUGGAAAAGGCUUCGAAAAAAGCGGGUGAACUUAUGAGUUUAGAGGUAGGGAUAGACAGUGCCGAGAGAGUUGAGAGUAGAAUUGUUUGUGAAGAAUUUGACGAGGCGGAGGUGCUUCGGGUUUUACCCAUCAAGUCACUGUCUUGUAAGAUAGUUGGGAAAAGGUCUGCCUUAUCACUGGAGGGAUUUUUGUGUGAUUAUGUCCUGUCAGGUUUGCCAGUUAUAAUCAGUGAUUGUAUGGCUCAUUGGCCCGCUAGCACGAGGUGGAAUAACAUGGAUUACCUUAUGAAGGUGGCUGGCUAUCGCACAGUUCCAGUUGAGGUGAUUUAA